AGUAUGACACCUGAUUAGCCUUGAACAGCUGUUUUGCCAUACUUCGUUAGUCUUUUCUGGUUCUUUACUUGUCUAUAUAUUAUUAACUGUCUUACUUAAUAAUUUAAAUGGCCAGUCAGACUCAAGGGAUUCAGCAAUUAUUAGCGGCUGAGAAAAGAGCUGCUGAAAAAGUUGCUGAGGCGAAAAAACGCAAGGCUAGGCGUCUAAAGCAAGCCAAAGAAGAGGCCCAAGAAGAAAUUGAAAGAUACAAGCAAGACAGAGAGAAACAGUUCAGGGAGUUUGAAGCUCAGCAUAUGGGCUCACGAGAAGAUGUUGCAGCAAGGAUAGAUGCUGAUACACGCCAAAAGAUUGAAGAAAUGAAUGAAGCAGUUAAUGCUAACAAAGAAGCGGUUAUUCAAAGAAUUUUGGAAUUGGUUUACGAUAUCAGACCAGAGAUGCAUAAGAACUACAGAGCACCAAACUAAAUAUAUUUAUCACGAGUUUUCUCUAUUUCUCUUUAUUCCCUUAAAAAUUGUCUGUAUUAGUAGUUAUGGUGUUUGGAAACCUUAAUAUAGAAUAUCUUCAUGUAAAAAUUAACAAUAUAUUUUUCUUUUUUCCUGAUGUACUGUAUUAUAAUAUUACAUUCCAUUUUGAAUAUACCUAUAAGGAUUAUUUAAUUAUAUCGAGAUACUGUUAUAUCUAUUUACUCUCAAUGUUUUUGUCCUCCUGUAAUAUUAAAUAUUAGUUAUUGUUUUAUGCUAAUAGACUAUUAGGACUUUAUUUUAAAGUAUGAGAUAUUUAUGGCUAUGUUAAAAUUAUAAUUACAGAUGAAGUUACUGAAAGAAUGUUUGUUUCUUUUUAUUAAUAACUAUGUCCGCUUAUAUCAUAGCUUUCAUUUCAUUUAUGGACAUCAGAAAUUUUUGAAUUCAAUGUUCAUUAAUAAAUGAAAAUACUUAUAAGAUUUUAUCUAACUAUGUAGACAAUAUGUAUAAAUACCAUUUUCAUCAUAUUAAGAAUAUGCAAAGUUUCUUUGAAUGAAGAAUGUUAAUUGAAAAGUCAUCAGUGCUGAACUUGCUGGUAAAAUUCUUAGGGGUAGACCUAAAUAAAAAUGAGAGAGUAGAUGUUAAGUCUGACAUGUUGGUUUUCUUUUGAAGGGCAUGUAAUUAUGGUAAUUUGUGGUAUGUA
Molecule: messenger RNA, 1164 nt
Organism: Nezara viridula (southern green stink bug)
Lineage: Eukaryota; Metazoa; Arthropoda; Insecta; Hemiptera; Pentatomidae
Source: the annotation of a GenBank genome assembly